UUUCAUUUUUCUAAAUAGUGACCAUUCUAGUGGGUAUGAAGUGGUAUCUCAUUGUGGUUUUGAUUUGUAUUUCCCUAAUGGCUAAUGAUGUUGUGCUGGUUUGGAACUGUAUGUAUAUCAGGCAAGUAUGUUCUUAAGGUUAAUCCAUUCCUGUAGGACCCAUUGUAAGUAGGAUCUUCUGGUGAGGCUACUUAAAUUAGGGUGUGACCCACCUUAUUCAGGGUGGGUCUUAAACCUCUUACUGGAGUCCUUUAUAAAUGGAAUGGAUACAGAGAGAGAGAGGGCAGGGAGAGAAAAAGAGAGAGAGAGAGAGGAAGCCAUGGAAACAAGAAGCUGAAAGCAAGGAAACCCAGAAGUGAAGGAAGAGACCAGCAGAUCCUGCCAUGUGCUUUACCGUGGGACAGAAGAGUCCGGGAUUACUGACAGCUGAUCUUCAGGAAGAAACCAUUGUCUUGAUGAUGCCUAGAUUUCAACAUUUUCAUGGCUACAAAAUGCUCGCUGGUGGCUGUGAUGGCAGCAGCAGCAGCAGCCUUCCUGAGCCUCUCCCACGAGCCAGCAUCACACGGUGGAAAGCACCACCUCCCUCGGCCACCCACUCCCCAGCUGCCGAUGUGACACCUUUGUCGCUGCCUCCAGGGUGGGUGUCUUGCAUGUGGACAGUGCGGCUGUGGACACUGCGGGGAGAAGAGGGAGAGGACAAACAGAGACCCCGGGAGAAGCCAUGUGAAGAUGGAGACCAGCAAGGAGGCCAUGUGGAGAUGGCGGCAGAGCGGCCUCCACAAGCCAAGGAGCACCAGGGACUGCCAGCAAACCCCAGAAGCCGAAUGAGGCCAGGAAGUCUUUACCCCUACAGGCUUCAUAUGGAGCAUGGCCCUGCUGAUACCUUGAGUUUGGAUUUCCAGCUCCAGAACCGUGACAGAAUCAAUUUCUGUCGUUUUAAGCCAUCUCGUUUGCGUUCUUGGUUACGGCAGCCCAUGGAGACUGGGAGACCAUCUCAUUAUUCACUGAUGGGGAAACUGAGGCACAGACAGCCUCCAUCCUCCCAGGUUGCUCAGUAACCAGAGGCAGAACUGAGGUCAGGGCCAAUUUUGGGGCUCGUUCAAUUACCUUUGGCUGGAUACUUUUCAAAUUUCAUGCCAUGAAUGAUUUCCCAUUUAAGAGUAAAAAACCACUAAUGGGAAGCAAAAUGCUGCCCCAGCUUGUGGGUCUUUGGCCCCCCCACUUCUGAUGGCUUGUUUGGGGGGUGCUUUGGAGCUCGAACACAGAUGAUCGGGCCUGUUUGACUUUGUUAUGAGCCAGCUGCAGGCAUGCACGAUGGAGAUGGGUUUGUGUAUUUAUUUUCCUAUCUUGAUCACGCAGGCAGCCCAGAGAGGAGGUGAGGUUGAGCAGCAGGGACAAAGAAAUGUGUGUGUUCUGACAAAUUUGGGGAAUUAACUCUGAGAUUGUUCCAAGGAGAAAAUGAUGUUUUGAAUCAGGAGUUAUAUAUCUGAGCUCACUGCCUUUUAAAGAACACCUUGUUUACUUAACUGUUCUGUUUACAGAUUUACUUAAACAUGGCUCAGUUUCAAAAAGAAUCUGAAAUGGCUAAGUUUUUAAUUAGAUUGUGAGCUCCUUGAGGUUAGGAACUAUUUUUAUUAUCUCUCUUCUUCUGACAGAAUAACUCACUUGCCCCUACCUCCUGCCUUCCUGUAGCUGGAUUCUCUACCUGUUUCUGUUGUAAUAAUCUGUUUUUGUUCCUUUGUUCUCUAUUGAACUGUAAGCUCAGUGAAGAUAGGGACUAUGUAUUACACAUCUCACACAUUCACUUAUCCAUACAUCCAACAACAAAUUAUUAAUCCAUUCAAUUAUCCAUCCAACCAAUGAACCAAACAUCCAUCCAACUAUCCAUCUAUACUCUCAGCCAUUCGUCCGUCCAUCCAUCCAUCCAUCCAUCCAUCCAUCCAUCCAUCCAUCCAUCUACACAGCCAUCCUGGGCAAAACCCCAUUCAUCCUCUCAAAACUCCAUAAAGUUGCACAAAUGAAACCAUUCAAUAUGGACCUGUUACCCAUUAUCUAGUUCUCGCUUCAUUCUAAGCACACUAAGCUAACAUGCCAAAUGUAGCACAUAUAUUAACUAAUUGAUUAAAUGAAAUUACAUUCUCCCAAAGACUCCAUGAGGUAGGGUUAUUAUUUCCAUAUUUCAGAUGAAGAAAGUAAGGCUGAGAGUUUCAGUCAUUGUCCAGGUCACGUUGUUGGUAAAUGGCAGCAUGAGCUUUAAAGCCAGAGCCUGACUCCAGAGCCCAUGCUCUUUUGCUUCACAAUGGUGGGAAGUAUUUCUGAGGGAAUGAUUUAAACUGAUGUGCACCCCCACACCCCCACAGCAAUCUAACUUCCCCCUCCCAUUCCCUCCUAAUCCUGGGGAGAGUGAGAAAAGGUCCAAGGGAGCAUUCCAUGGGGUCCAGCUCUGAGGUGAGGAAGUCCACAGUCCCCUUCUCCCACCCCCUCCGUCUUGGUUGGAUCAACUGGCAUGACGGGUACAGCUCUGCUGUGGGUGGGCAGUGAUGAGUCAGUGUGAGGGGUGGGCCAGGGAUGGCCAAUCAAUGCUAAAAGCAUCAGUCCCCAGAAGCCCUUGGAGCUUUGGGAAAAGGAAGUUUGGCUAAUUCAAGCUCACAGGAAGUCAAGUGGAGUUCACAGAGAGGACCCCUCCGGAGCCUGUGGGCUCUUCCAGUUAAUGUCCUCCAGGCAUCUUAAAUUCUGCAUGUUGAGAACUAAACCUAUUGCCUUUCUGCAUCGUCCAUCCUUUCACCUGUCUUGCUUCUCUUUCCCUGUUUCUUCAGGUAACCAGUAUCCUCUUUUUGGGGGAUAAAUUGUUCCUCUAUUGUUCCAGUUCCAAUGGGACCCACCCAUCAGAGUUCUACCCUUGGCCACAGUGGUGGGAAACUGAUCCAAAUUGGGCCAAUCAUAAUUCCACAGGUCUCAGGUCACAGUGCCAAGGAGAUGGACAUACGAUCAAGCCUGACCAAUCAGAGUUCUUCCUCGGGAUUUUUCUAACUGGAACUGGUGGGCAAAAUUGUUUUUCCUGGGUGGUUAUAAGGCUUUAAAGCUAUGAGUCUUGAGCUCUUUACAGCCAGACAGAAAGAUUGACAAAAAGACAUAGAGAGGAGGGAGGGCAUCCCGAGGGGGCCUGGGGCCCAGGUUCCAAUCAUCCCUGAAGUCAGCUCCACCUUUGACUUCCAGUUUGUUUUCAGGGCAGGGGUAGAUGGGUGGGAGGAUAAUACAUUUGCCCCUUUCCCUCUUGAUGCCUUUAUUUGGCUUUCUGUCAUUUGUGAUCAGAGAACUCUGGCAAUCACAUUAGCCAAACCAGUAAUUUUAGUAUCUUUCUUGGCAAUGAAGGUUGCCCUCUCCUUCAUCUCCUCAUCCAAUCCAAACCAAAUUUAUUAAACUCUACCUCUGAUGAGCUCUCAACUCUGCCCAUUACUUUUCAUCCCCAUAGCCUUCUGAAUCUUGGGGACUCUCUUUCUGGGUCCAAGUUUGUCUCCUCUAGUCCCUCAAUUCAGCCAGAGUAAUAUUUUCAACACACAGAUUUGACCUGGUGUGCCAGUUUGAAUGUAUUAUGUCUCCUCAAAUGCCAUUAUCUUUGAUGCAAUCUUGGGUGGGCAGACGUUUUAGUGU
Choloepus didactylus (southern two-toed sloth) is the source of this 3651-nucleotide messenger RNA. RefSeq lists its product as uncharacterized. Bases 384 to 1058 code for a protein of 224 amino acids. The transcript has 4 exons. The record is from RefSeq and is a predicted model, not a curated record. Lineage: Eukaryota; Metazoa; Chordata; Mammalia; Pilosa; Megalonychidae.